UGGAAUCGUUUCAUUUAUUUAUUUAAUAAUUCAGUCAUGUGGAUGAAAUGCACAGGAGCGGAUGACGUAGCGCGCGCGUUCUAACGUGUGUGUAUGUGUGUGUGGGCGUGGAGGAAAAUGUCAACGUGCAGCGCAAGAAGAGGCUGGAGCUGAUGAGAGUCAUGUUAUUACGAAGCUUCAGCCUUCGCGUUAGCUGCUCUAAAAUAUCUGAUAUCCGGGGCGGAAAGUUUCUAAAGGGGUCGGCUGUCGGCAGUUAGCGGAGCCCGGGGUGUUGAGGAGGCGGGAGACGUGAGUUCAUUGAGCCCUCCACAGCGAAGCGAAGCCCAGCCUCCCUUCCUGCAUGUGAAGCAGAUUGGGCAGAGACGUUCACAAGCCUCGGGCCACUUGUGACCGCCGUUGACCUCCUAUUUCAGGUAGAAACUCUCUGCAAGCUUUAGCAACAAUGUAGACGUCCCGAUGAUGAUGAUGAUGAUGAUGCAGGGCCUUGUAGGGAGGAGGAGCAGCGACUGAUUUUCUCCUCAAUUUUAUCACACCCUGCACUCUAUGUCCGUCCCGACUGGGCGGCUAGAGUGCUAUGUCAUCAACCACACCCCCAUCGGCUCAACCGUCUAAGAAGGGACGGAAGCCGGAGAAAUCGGAGGUGAUGGCUGAUUCGGUGCCGGCCACCAAUGAGGAACUGAGGAGCAAGAUCAUGGACCUUCAGAUAGAGCUACAGCAGGAGCGCGGGAAGGUAUGCAAACUCCGCGAGCGGCUCCAAGAGCAGCGGCAGGCUCGCGAACUUGAGCAACACAAGCAUGCCGUAGCACUCACUGACCUGCGUGCCAAACUCCAUGAAGAAAAGCUACGUGAAAUCGCUGCCAUACGGGAGACUCUGGCACGGCAGCAUGAAGCCGAGCUGGCCAGAACAAUCAAGAUCCGGGAUACUGAGGUUCAGAGGCUGCAGGGUCUUGUGAAUGCACUGAGAGAUGGAGCUGCUGACAAGCUCAAAAAUGCCCUUCUUGCAGAGGCUAGGGAGGAAGCCAGGAGAGCCUUUGAUGGGGAGAGAAUAAAGCUCCAGCAGGAGAUUCAGGAGCAGAAAAUGGCUCGGAAGCAAGCCGAAGAGGCUCUUGCAAACGCUCUUCAGGCUGAUAAAGCCAAAGCAGCUGAUCUCCGCACAGCCUACCAACAGCACCAGGACGAGGUGCACCGCAUUAAACGCGACUGUGAGAAAGACAUCCGCCGGCUGAUGGAUGAGUUGAAGGCAAAGGACCGGGUGGUGUGCGCUCUGGAGAGGGAGCUGGGGUUACAGGCUGGCUAUGCCCAGAAGCUUCAGCUCCAAAAGGAAGCCCUGGAUGAGCAGCUGGGUCAGGUACGAGAGGCCGAGAGACACAACCAUGGCAGCCCGAAGAGAGAAGUGGUGCCUGGACUAGGAGAAAACCCAGACUUGCUCAACAACCAGGAGGUGGAGGAGCGUGACAUGAGGAGGUUCCAGUUGAAGAUUGCAGAGCUCCACUCAGUCAUCAGGAAACUGGAGGACAGAAAUGCACUACUGGCCGAUGAGAGGAAUGAACUAUUGAAACGGGUGCGAGAGGCAGAGAGCCAAAUGAAGCCCAUGUUUGAGAAGAAUAAGCGGCUGUCCAAGAAAAAUGAUGACCUCCUGCAAACACUGCAGCGCAUGGAGGAGAAACUCAAGAACCUGAGCCGUGAGAAUGCUGAGAUGAAGGAGAAAGCUUCCUCCUCUCGGCCACCAUCACAGCAGCAGUCUGUUCAGGCCCAGAUGAAGCGACCAAGCUCCCUGACCGACCUGACCCACGCCCACGAGGAACAGGAAGUAGAGUUCCUCAAGCUGCAAGUUGCUGAGCAACGCGGCAUCAUUGAUGAGCUCACGCAGGAACGUGAUCGAUUGGUGAUGAGCAAAAAGAACAGGAAGAAACCUUUCAAGCUGCCGAAAAGGCAUGUUGUGGAGACAUAUUUUGGAUUUGAUGAGGAGUCGAUAGACUCUGAAACCUCCUCACUGACCUCCUAUAACACUGACCUCACUGACCGCACGCCUGCAACUCCAGAGGAGGACUUGGAAGAGAGCAUUUCCCGUGAGGAGUCAGAGCUUCGUUUUCGUCAGCUCACUAGAGAGUACCAGGCUCUUCAGCGGGCCUACGCUCUCCUGCAGGAGCAGACUGGGGGGUCUCUGGAUGCAGAGAGGGAGGCCAGGACCCGUGAGCAGCUGCAGGUGGAGCUCAGCAGCUGCCAGGCAAAGAUCGUGGAUCUGGAGAAGGCCCUGGCUGAGCGGGGGCAGGAUUCAAAGUGGGUAGAGGAGAAGCAGUACUUGCUCAGGACCAACCAGGAACUGCGUGAGAAGAUGAGUGCGCUGCAGCAGGCGGAGUCCCGGCUGCAGGCUGAGGUUCAGGAUGCUCGGGACCAAAAUGAGCUGCUGGAAUUCAGAGUCCUUGAACUGGAAGAAAGGGAACGCAGAUCACCUGCCCUCAAUCUCCACAUGUCUGCGUUCCCUGAGAACAGUAGCAGUGCCCUGCAAGUCUACUGCCACCAGGAGGGAGUCAAGGAUGUAAUCAUUCCUGAACUGAUGAAGAAGUUGGAUAUUCUGGGAGAUAAUGGGAAUCUCAGAAAUGAAGAGCAGGUGGCUGUGAUCCAAGCAGGGACUGUGAUCUCACUCUGUGAAAAGUGGUUGAAGCAGAUAGACAGCACUGAGGCUGCCCUCACGCAGAAGAUGAUCGACUUGGAAAAUGACAAGGAGCUGUUUAGUAAGCAGAAAGGAUUCCUUGAGGAGGAGUUGGACUACAGGAAGCAGGCCUUGGACCAAGCCUACAUGAGGAUCGAGGAGUUGGAGGCCACGCUGUAUAGCGCUCUGCAGCAGGAGCAGCCGGCAUGCCAGGCGGUGGCUGAGUCGCUGACAGACAGGCAGAGGGAGGAGCUGAGGCUAGCCGUGGACAAGCUGCGGCGUCAGAUUCUCCGGCAGAGCCGGCAGUAUGACAGUCAAAUCUUACAGGAGCGCAUGGAGCUCCUACAGCAGGCCCAGCAGAGAAUAAGAGAGCUGGAGGACAGGAUUGACUUGCAAAAGAGACAAAUAAAGGAAAUAGAGGAAAAGUUUUUGUUCCUCUUUUUAUUUUUCUCUUUAGCAUUUAUUCUUUGGCCUUAAUGAAAAUGCCCAUGGACCCACAUCAGGUGUUAAGGUGCUGUGGUGGCGAGCGAAGAUGAGAUAAAACCUAAUUGUUUUUUAUGCAUUUGUAG
Pundamilia nyererei is the source of this 3222-nucleotide messenger RNA. RefSeq names its product janus kinase and microtubule interacting protein 1 (gene jakmip1). NCBI's taxonomy places the organism in Eukaryota, Metazoa, Chordata, Actinopteri, Cichliformes, Cichlidae. The transcript is spliced from 23 exons. Gene Ontology annotation, molecular function: GABA receptor binding; kinase binding; microtubule binding. The record is from RefSeq and is a predicted model, not a curated record. The coding region runs from base 575 to 3130 and encodes 851 amino acids.